UGUGAUUACCGUUUUGUAUCCAAAGUUUUUGUUUCAGCUUUUGGAAGCUUUAAUUUGUGUAACAUCUCCUUGACAUGCUUGGUAUGUACUUGUUAGAAUAGUUUCUGUAACUGGAUAUUUAUUGUGGUAAGUUGAGAAUUGGUCUAACAGUAGUCACGGAUGCAGCCUUUGCGCUGCCUGUGACUGAGCUCAGUAUUUAUUUGACUCAGAGUUUAAAAGUAUGUGAAAAACUACUAAAAUUUCAACAAAUAAGAAGUCCAAAGUGUGCCUUUGUUGUUUAACAAUUAUUCUAGCUAACUUUGCUCUAACUUAGGUUCAUUGCCCAUGGGAUUAUUGUGGUAGACAUGAGUCAUAUGCAACAUGUUGAAGCAUGUUUAUAGUCUUAUAUUCUGACUUUUUUCUUUUUCUUUCCAAAUAAUCAGAACUCAGAAUUGCAAUGAUAGGUCGCUGCUGUAAGAGACUUAAAGUUGAAGGGGACAAAUUUGAUAGACUCACCGAUCUUCCUAUUGAUGUCCAACACCAGAUUCAGGAGUACUUGUCUAGGGAGGAAGCUGCAAGAAUGGGUGUUUUGUCUAGAGCGUGGAGACACGUUUUUGCUUCAAUCCCCAAGCUUGUAUUUUCUGCUCAGUUUUGCCAGAGAAAGCCAUCAGACACAUUAAUAGACAUCAUUAGAACAAUUCUGUUGCAGCAUGAUGGAACCAUUAAGACAUUCCUCCUGAAUAUGUCAUCAAUACCUUCUUCCCAGCACUCAAUUAUCGAUCAAUGGAUGCUUUUGUUGUCAAGAAAUGGUGUCAUGGAUCUCACCCUUCAGAAUCUACACAGUGCUCCUUAUAAAUUGCCUUCCUAUGUGUACGGUGUAGAACUACAAAGUUUGAGCCUGUCCAACUGCAUUUUCAGGGCGCCAUGCAGCUUUAGGGGUUUCCACAAGCUCAAAAAGCUUUCACUACAUAAAGUCGCCUUGGAAUUAGACAAUCCAACUUCUUUCUUGUGGAUGCCAAACCUUGUGGUUCUGCUGGUUAGGUUGUGUAGUGGUUUUCCUAACUUGAAAAUAUAUGCUCCAGAACUUUGUGGAAUAUGUUUCGUUACCUGGAGCACCGAAACCCUUGAGUUGGGUCAUUUCAUGGACUGUCGGAAGCUGAAAACAGUUAUACUUGGAACAUCAAGAAACAAUCAAAGAUAAAGUGAUAAACUUGACCUAUCUUCUCAACUGCUGGACUGAAGUUCAUCAUUUUUCUCUGGACAGUUACUACCUCAAGUCUUUUGCUACUGAAGCAGAGAGGCUCCCCACAUGCCUCAACAGCUUGACAUCUCUCUGUUUAUUGGAAUUCGAUUUUGAUGAUGAAGAUCAAAUAUUUUCUCUUCUAGGAAUGCUUAGAAGUGCUCCCAAUUUGGAGGACCUUCUACUUUUGUCGAGCUCGAAGAAGAAAGGUGGCAAGGAAAUCAGUGUAAAUCAUUUUGAACGACCAGCCUACAGGACACUAGUGCUCCACAAGCUUCAAAAAUUGAAAAUAAAUAAUUUCUAUGGUUCAAGAACCGAAAUGCUCUUUGUAAGGUUUACACUUGCCUCUGCCCCUUCACUCCUGAAGACCAGCCUUACAGAAGAUGCAGAAAGUGUUCAUGAAAGCCAAUCCUUGAAGAUCUCAAAGGAGUUGUUGCGGUUCCCUCGGGCAUCUCCUAAAUUGGAAAUAAUAUUUGAACCAUCAAAAAUAGUCAGGGAAGUGAUUAUUGAGAUGGCCGGACUCCUUUCUCAUCAUCUUGACUCCUGUCUGUACAAAUGACUAGUGUAGAAGACUUCCUUAAAAAUUGACUAGUAUAGAGGAUCCUGUAUUAUAUCAGAACAUAUCUUUUGACGUUGCCCAAAC
Lycium barbarum (goji berry) is the source of this 1862-nucleotide messenger RNA. Its product is annotated as F-box/FBD/LRR-repeat protein At1g13570-like. Gene Ontology annotation, molecular function: protein binding. The coding region runs from base 437 to 1180 and encodes 247 amino acids. Lineage: Eukaryota; Viridiplantae; Streptophyta; Magnoliopsida; Solanales; Solanaceae. The record is from RefSeq and is a predicted model, not a curated record. The transcript has a single exon.